Messenger RNA from Lingula anatina, 2720 nucleotides. RefSeq lists its product as uncharacterized. Gene Ontology annotation, molecular function: Wnt-protein binding; Wnt receptor activity. The record is from RefSeq and is a predicted model, not a curated record. Gene Ontology annotation, cellular component: plasma membrane. Gene Ontology annotation, biological process: non-canonical Wnt signaling pathway; canonical Wnt signaling pathway. Lineage: Eukaryota; Metazoa; Brachiopoda; Lingulata; Lingulida; Lingulidae.
ACGCAGGCCACAGAGACGCUGAACCUGUUCUCCCAAAUUGCUGCCAACUUUAAAUGUUACAGUCACUUCAAGGAGUUUGCGUGCGCUGUGCUAACUCCACGGUGUAAUACAACAGGUGUACGUGUACCGCCGUGCAGGCAGAUGUGCGCAGACGCUGUGUCUUCCUGCCAGUAUUACCUCAGUUAUCUGAACGUCCAACUGCCGUUUGAUUGCAAUACCUUUCCUCACAGUAACGACUCUGAGGUCUGCUUUACUCACUAUCAGGUGCCGGGAGAAGAUACAGUUUGCCCCCCAGAGAAGUUCCAGUGCAGUGCCACAGAGUGUAUCCCCAUGCACCAUCGGUGUGACGGCUUCCCCAACUGUCUGGGAGACAAAGACGAGGAAAACUGCGAAAACUUCCAGUGUGUCGAGGGCCAGUUCGCAUGCGCAGAUGGAGUGAGCUGUCGCCCAAUCAUAUUCCAGUGUGAUCUCGAGGCCGACUGUCCUGACAGAAGCGACGAGCAGAACUGCAAUGAUACCUGUAACUCUUACCAAUUCCGCUGUAUGAAUGGGAAGUGUAUUAACAAAGACUGGACGUGCGACAAAUACAACGACUGCGGUGAUAGGUCGGACGAACUUGGCUGCGUUCCACACAACGUAACGUGCCCAGUGGAUCACUUCAAGUGCCUCCUUGGAGGUCUGGGCAUUGCGUAUCCCAGCAGCCCUUGCAUCCCCAGGAAACUCGUGUGUGACGACACCAAACACUGCGCAGACGGCACGGAUGAAAUCAACUGUCCCGAGAAAGAAACUGUGGUUGCAGCACCUAACUGUACAAACAACAUAAUAAUCCCGGAGUGCUCCGAUGUCAUUCCGUAUAAAACAACGUCCGUGACGACAGACAAGCAACGAGAACUGAUGGCGAAUGCUGAUUGGCCGUCAUUCAUGAAUCACGUGAACUCCACGUGCUACGAGGGGUCGCUGUUUGCGUCCUGCGUGACUAUGCUACCCAAGUGUGACAGUAACAAUUUCCCAGUGCCGCUUUGCAAACAUGUAUGCGAAGAUUUCAAGAGCAAUUGCCCCGCCAUCUUCAGAGCUCUUCCAGAGUUCGGCAAGCAACUGGACUGUGAGGCACUCCCAGUGUACGGCAGAGGACUGGACUGCCUGUACGGGGAUAUGAUUCCGCCAACCACUGAGACACCGACUGUCUUCCCAGGGACCCCAGAGCAGCCUCGUUGUGAACCCCUAACUAUAGAGGCCUGUAAGGACAUGGGUUACAACAUCACAGCGUUCCCAAAUUACCUGGAUCAACAGACACAGGCGGAGGCGGAGUAUUACGUCAGUGUUUUGUCAGCGGUUCAUUCUAUCUACAGAUGCCACGACUCCUUGAUGACAUUUGGCUGCGCUGCACUGGCGCCAUCUUGUGUCGGUGAACAGAGGCGCCCUCCAUGUCGCAGUUUGUGUGAAGCCACGACCGCUGGGUGUCAGCAGCAGCUAGGGUUUGCCGACUUCCAGUGGAACAUCGACUGUUCCAUGUUCCCAGACUCCACGGACAGCGCGGUGUGUGUACCGCCACCGUCACAGCCACACAACCAAACUCAGUGUCGUGAAGACCAGUUUGACUGCGGAGACGGGCAGUGUGUCAGCUUGGUAGACAGGUGUGACAGCAGCAUUGACUGCAACAAUGUCGCUGAUGAGAGGAACUGCGAGGGGUUCACGUGUAUUGAGGGCCAGUUCGCCUGCCAGGACGGACAGCAGUGUAUCCCCCUGGCCUGGGCGUGUGAUGCUCCCAAUACCCCGGACUGUCGUGAUGGAUCAGACGAGUCAGGCUGCACCACAGAAUGCGACUUCCUGUGUAGAAGCGGAGAAAACGUGUACAGCACCGGCGCAUGCGUAUACAGCGACUGGGUUUGUGAUGGCGUCGCAGACUGCACAGACGGAUCUGACGAACAAACUUGCCAAAAACGCAGGCGGCGACGCGCAGUCCCAACCACCCAUAAGCCAAUCAGAAGAAUAGAUGCCAAAUAUUCCAAGAUAAACCAUAAGUGACAACGCUGACAUAGCCAGUCAAAUAAUUUGGUCAACCAAGGAUGGCAUUUAUGUCACAUGAUGAAUUACUUGAUAUUCCUGGCGCAAAAACACAAUAAGUUUACCAUUGUUGGCUAAAGUUUCAAGCAAGAAACAUUUUAUCCAGAAAUGAAACUGAAUUCACUGAUACAGAUACGACAGAAUAAUUUGAAGGACACGUGAAAUUUCUGUUGACAUGACAACAAGAUACGUUGCAAAGCUUUUUAUAACGACUACGUAAAAAUGACAAAAACAAACAAUCUCUCUUCAUAACAGUUCCCAAUAUGUAAAUAAAUUAAUUUGUAAAUAAAGAAUAUCUUCUACGUGUGUAUUUAAAGAGGUAGUUCAUAGGAAUUUAGUUUGCCUAAAACCCUGCAUUACACUAUAAGAAAAGCUUAAGCCUUACGGCUUAAAAGUUAUGUGACGUAUGUAUAUUCCUACACAUGACGGUUGGUCUGUACUCAGAAAUUGUCCAAAUUACGUCGUCUGCAUUAUUCCUACGAAAUACCUCUUUAAAAUAACUACUGCACAAAAACAUUUAGUGCUACAUUGUAUUAUUUGUAUAUAAACAGUUGACGUAUACCUUGAUGUUGAAUAGAAACAAUUAUAUUUACUUUGCAAUGUAAUCUACAUACCUGAUUUGUUUAUUGUUCAAUAUUAAAAUCUAUUUUAAGAUA